UUCCAGUGUCAUUUUAGCACGAAAGGAGGCAGGACCCGCUGUCCCGCCCCCUGAGCGAGCGCGCGUGCCCGUUUGUGGCCGAGAUCGCACGCAGCGCGGGUGGGUAGACUGCAGGACCAGCCGAGCUGCCGAAGCCACCCAUGGCCCCCAUGUCGGUCCCAGCCACCCUCGCGCCGCCGGCGCCGCCAAAGGCGUCGCCGACAGCCAGGAGCUCGGCACGACGGGCGCCGGCGGCUGACGCAGCGUCCGUGGCCGCCUCUUCCGUCGCCGGCUCGGCCGCGUUGCUGACACUGACGCCGGCCGCGCCCGCCGCGGCCUUGUCCAAGGAGGACGUCGCCGGCUCGCUUAUCAAGGUGGUGGACACGGUGGACGACGUCAUCGGCGUCGGCGGCAAGGCCGCUGAGCAGGUGGCGGCCGUGCUCAAGGCGCUGGGCGAGGCCGUCCAGCCGGCGUUUCCGGUUCUGAAGAGCGCCAGCGACGAGGCCCUCAAGCUGGCGGCGCCCGUGGUGUCCGGCGCCUCCAAGCAGGCCACGGAGGCACUCCAGGGCGCCGGCGUCGACCCCGCCCCCGUUCUGUCCGUCGCCAAGACCGCAGCGGAGCAGAGCACGAAGGUGAUCGACGCCGCCAAACCCGUCGCCUCGGCGACCGUGGAGACCAUCACGACGUUGGGCCCCGAGGGCUACGUCGUCACCGCCGGAGCGGCGCUUCUCGCGUACCUCCUCGUGCCGCCAGUCUGGUCGCUAGUCUCCUUCAGCCUCCGCGGCUACAAAGGUGACCUGACCCCUGCGCAAGCACUGGACAAGGUCACCACGCAGGACUACGUGCUGAUCGACGUGCGGAGCGACAAGGACAAGGCCAAGGCAGGCGUGCCGCAGCUGCCAUCGAACGCCAAGAACCAGCUCGUCUCUGUGCCGCUGGAAGACCUUCCGAGCAAGCUCAAGGGCAUGGUGCGCAACGCCAAGAAAGCCGAGGCGGAGAUCGCCGCUCUGAAGAUCUCCUACCUCAAGAAGAUCGGCAAGGGCUCCAACGUCAUCAUCAUGGACUCGUCGCUACAACGACGUCUCCAAGACUGUGGCGAAGACGCUGAACAGCGUAGGGUUCAAGAACUGCUGGGUCAUGGCCGGCGGCUUCUCGGGUCGGAAAGGGUGGGCGCAGAGCCGCCUUGGGACGGACUCGUACAACCUGUCCGUGGUGGAAGUCGUGACGCCGUCGCGGGUGAUCCCGGCAGUCGCAGGCCGCACUGGGACGACCUCUGCACGCAUAGCGUCCCGAGCAACUACUCGCAAGCUUCUUCCCGGCAGCGUAGACUGAUGAGUGGGGCUGAAACAACAUUCAAAGUGUAAAUCUCAAUUUUCGUUUUAUUUUGAGAUGCAACUUUUGUUCUGUGCGUUCCCUUGUCUUUCUACAGUAUUUAUUACGGGCCUUACCCUUCUUAGACGAAAAUGCAGAAAUGCACCAGCGUGACUAAACUGCAGCUUCAGUGUCACCCCUCUAUCAGCGUUAGUACAACUUGUACACAAAUCAACUGUAAUAGCACAAUUUUGUGUCCAA
Molecule: messenger RNA, 1551 nt
Organism: Sorghum bicolor (sorghum)
Lineage: Eukaryota; Viridiplantae; Streptophyta; Magnoliopsida; Poales; Poaceae
Product: calcium sensing receptor, chloroplastic
Exons: 6
Coding region: 141-1343 (400 amino acids)
Biological process (GO): regulation of stomatal closure; cellular response to calcium ion; de-etiolation
Source: RefSeq, a predicted model, not a curated record